AAAUGCUCUAUAAAAGCGCUCUUCCUUCUUGUCACUUCCAACUCUGAGAAAGUGAAGAGAAAACGCGAGAAAAAAAUUUUAAGGAAAAAAAAAAGAUGGGCGAAGAUGGAUUUUCGCAAUGUCCCAAACACUAUUCAAAACGCGGUUUUGUAGGCGUUUGCCCUUUCUGCCUCCACGAAAGACUCUCUUCCCUAUGCCCCGACUGUGCUAACGAUGUCCCAUGUUCGUGUAGCUCACGCGCCGCAGUUUGUUUCUCUCCGUCGUCUUCUUCGUCGUCCUCCUCGUUCUCUCUCUUUGGUGGAGAUAUUACUUUUAGUUUCUCCGGGACCAGGUCCGUAAGUCAAGUGGCGAGUUUGAUUGAAUGCGAACCGAUGUUUCGGAGAUCGAAAUCGAUGGCGGUUCCGAUUAAACCGGAUACAGUUGUCGAUUCCGGGUCAGAUUUUGAACUGGGUCGGGGUCGGAGCAGGAAAACGUUGUCGUUUUGGAGGAUGUUGAUGGGAAAUAAAGGAGGAGAAACGAAGCCGGCGAUCAUGAGGAAGUCGAGAUCCGUUGCGAUUGUCGGAGAUUCAGAAUACCCUCCAGCUCCGGCGACGGGAAAAGGGAAAGGGUGGAGCUUUCCGAGCCCGAGUAAGGUUUUCCGGCAAUCGAAGAUGAUAUUUCAACAAAGGUCUCCAUUGUACAGAGGUUGAGAUUUCUUGUUAGUUUCUUAUUGUUUUGUUUAUUUGAGUUUACAGCAGGUUAUUAGUUUGAUCAUUUACAUCUUUCUCAAGCUCUUGUAUUUGAAAAUGGAAAAAGUUAAUUUCUUGAUUUUUUUUAAUUGUCACCCGAUAUGGUUCGUGUUUAUAAACUGUGUUAUAGUUUAUGUUAUUCUGCAAAUUCU
Molecule: messenger RNA, 880 nt
Organism: Eruca vesicaria subsp. sativa (arugula)
Lineage: Eukaryota; Viridiplantae; Streptophyta; Magnoliopsida; Brassicales; Brassicaceae
Source: the annotation of a GenBank genome assembly